This is a messenger RNA of Amoebophrya sp. A120, 7100 nucleotides long. NCBI's taxonomy places the organism in Eukaryota, Dinophyceae, Syndiniales, Amoebophryaceae. The record is from the annotation of a GenBank genome assembly.
ACGAAUUCAAGGGCCGCGGUGGGUGCCUGAUCGGCGGGAAGUCUCCGCUGCACGCGCGCGGCCGGGUGGAAACCAUUGCCGAGUGCGCGGAGGUGUGCGACCUACUCGGCGCAGACACCUGCUCCGGGUUUGACACGCAGUACGCGAGAUGCGAUCCAGGUUCUUUAAAGGAGAACAGCGGUGACACGUGCAAGGUAAACAACGUCGGCGGGUUCGCCUGCGCUUCAACCUGCCAAUUGAUGCAGGUGAACUGCUACCUGCACUUGAGGUCUUCCACCAAUUGCGUCCCGCUGAAGGCCCUGCCAUUCGACUUCUACGACCAGUGCGUCCACAGGGUUUCUUCCUCUACAGGUGCCGGAACCGUGGACGGAACCACCACUCCGUCCGUCCCCUACGACCCGGUUCGGACCUGUUUCGCGUUGAAAGACAGCGUCACCGACACCAACGCUGGGCUGCUGGGCUACACUCCGAAUUCGGAUAAUUCCCAGUUCUUCUGGCCGUAUCAGCCGGUGGCGGCUGGGAUCGAGUCCUUUGUCCGGGACAGCGCCAAUUGCGGUUCUGUGAGCAAUACAGAUUACACCUAUCUCCAGAUCGCCAUCCGGCGAAACGCGGAGGUCUAUCCGAACUGGUGCAUGCUUUUGUGCAACCGCAUGUCGAAAUGCACCAGAAUCGUCCAGUUUCUGACCGAGUUCAAGUGUAUUUUGGAAUUAGAAGACGCUGAUGGAUCAACUUGCAGUGCGGAGUUACAAACUCUCGGGCUGCAGGAUGCUUCUGGGGGAAUCCCUCCCGCGGCUUUGGCUGCGGAUCCAAAUGCGAAGUCGUUGGUUUCGAAGGCGAAUUUGGAAUCUGCGUUCGACGAAAUGUUUGGGAAGGGGAAGGUUGAAUUCAUCAACAUCGAGCAGAUUCUAUGCAUUUGACAAAAGUAUCGCGCUAGUAGAAAUUGCAUCACAAAAAGCAGAAAAAAUUAAAAUCCAACUUGUCAUGCGCAAUCCUGUUAAAGAAUGACACAUCUGUCAUGCAAGUACGAGCUAUGUCCGAUACUUUUGCAAUGCAUAGCCUUCCGGUUCGCGGUCCGUCAUUUCCAUCCCGACAACCGAUCCUAGCUUGUUCGCAGCCUUAUCCACCGGAAAGUCGAUGAACGAGCAAUUCAUGGACAUGUUGGUCUCGAAAAUUGGUACUGCAGCGACCGCCUCGGCUUCCAAUUCCCUCUUUACCGCUGCUUGUCCAACAGAAGCGUUGGAGCAAAGAUUGUUAACCAGCUCGAUCGAACUGGAAAUUGACGCGAGUAAAACGACUUCCAGGUCGGAACUCGCGAAGUUCGUCCGGAUUGCGCUGUCUUCCGCGCUGUCGGAUCCGAAUGUGGUUCAGAACAACGCACAGUUAAGGACUAUGUUCGAAUCGAGCAACGACGUGACGGUGCAGAUCUACGGAGAGGCUGUACCUCAAACCGGGUCGAAGACGAUCAAGGUGGAAGUUAGAUUCACGGUCCCGUUCUUAGUGGGUAACACGAAAUUAUCGGAACUUCCAGUAACCGCGGACGUUGUCGCUGCGGCGGUUGAGGUCCUAGAAGGUGGCGGAGCGGGUGCUGCGAGUAGUGCCGCUGCCACUGCGGAUUACAAGAAAGCUGUGGCGUCGAUGACGACGAUGAAACAGCUUUUAGAUAAGCAAUCCACUCUGUUUAGCCAGCAACUCCCGAUGCGCCUCGAAUCCCUUGGGGUGGAUUUCCCCGCAAACCCGGAUCCGCUCUUCGUCCCGGUUGCGGGUGUUUCGGAAACGGUGGAGCUCGCUCCGCUGACUUCGAUGAACGCAGCUUCUGGGGUUGCGGCGAGCGGCGCGGGAAGUGCUGCUCAAGACGCUGCAGGUAGCGCCUCUACAACCUCUUCUGGCGGUCUCGCGACCAAGAAAACCUUUAUCCGAUCGAAGAUCGAGUUGCAGUUAGAGAUGCUGCCGACGAUCUUGACCGAUUUGGAGUUCAAGCAGAUGGUCCAAACCGCUUUGAAAAAAGCGUUAUCCAAAGAAAUUACCACCGCGAAACAGGAGCAAGCAAAGGAACUCGUCGCCGAAGCAGCUUCUUCUGGGUCCAAGAUGACAACCAGUGAAUUAACAUCCGUUGUUUCCUCGCUCUACACAGAAGACGCGACUGCGAAGCGGGAAACACAUUCUGACACGACCUCGGUUAAUCAAAUCGGGACUGUUGGGUCUGAUUUGGUAGUGUCGGUAAUCUUCGAUCCGAAGAAGUCCGGGUUCGCGCGGGAUUUCUCCGUGGUCGUGCAAGUUACCGAGCCGGAUUUUGAAGGUGCGACGAAGCAGGAUAGCGAGAUCGUCAUGAAGAUGUUGUCGAAGAACCCGUCUAGGGCGAGCAACUCCGAUAUGAAAAGAAAAAAACCCCCCUCCCCAUAUCGAAAACGAAAUUUGUGACGCUGUAUUUGAGUACACAAAUCGACUUGUAAUGCUAGAAGGCCAGGAGCCGCAGUUGUGGCCUCGUUUGCAGGCAGUUUGUCAUGCUGUUUCCCACUUCCAGCUGCCUCCUGUCAUGCUCAAGAUGCAAGGCAGUUUCCCAUGCCAACCAGCACUACAGUCCGCAUCUUUUCCCUUCUAGCAUGACAAAGCUGCUUUGUGACCACAAAUCUGCAUCACAGAUUUCCGGUUUGAUAUGGGGAGGGGGGAUUUUUCUUCUUGAUAUCCGAGGCGAAUCUGUUCGCGGAGAAUUUUGCGGAUGAAAUCGACAAGGAGUAUGUGGAAAAAGUGAAGGAAAAAACUGGACUCACCCCACUACCAGGUCAGGACAAGAUCAUGAGCCAGGAUUUAUCCAAAUCGCCCGUCUCCCAAAAAGCCCCGGCGCAAUUAGCCCCUUCCGUCGCAUCGAAGGGAUCGUUCGAUCUCGGGUCUAGUAUCUCCAUCACGGCGACAAAUGUCAACGCUGUGGUGAGUUUGAUCCAAAACGCGGUGGUCAUCGCGUUGAGGAAUGCGGUUGGGGCCGAACUCGAGGCGGAUCAAGUCGCGGUGAACUUGGAGCCAGGAUCGGUUUUGCUGUUGAAAGCGCCGGUGUUCACGUUCGAAGUGCCAGUUCUUGCGAAGGAGGUGGUUUACUAUUUAACCACCGAUUCUGUCGCGACUUUUGGCACUUUCAUGGACGACGCUUUGUUGACUCUCGCGACGGAGGCCGUGUUCGAAGCAGACAAGAUUUCUAGUGGUACUAUGCAAUACAAAUUUCCCGUACAUGUACAAAAUGCAUCACAAAUAUCACCGCCUGAGAAGAAGCAACUUGUCAUGCUGAAGAGGUUUGAAGGAAAAGCUUCUCAUGCGGAAGCCACAUUUGUACGCGUAUGUGAAUUUAUUUCCUGUGGAUAGGUACCGCCCCCUCGAUGGCGACUGAUCCGACGAAGACGACCUUGCUAGAGCAGAUCAAAAGCUUAAGUGCCACUGCGGACGGGAAGUUGCUCACCCUGCUGAAGGACAUUGCGGUGAAGAAGAAUUUAGCGAAAACCCCAGCGGAGCUGGCAGCUUUUUCGAAACCAGCGGAUGGGUCUGGCGUGUUCAAAACGAAGGCGGCGAAGAAGGACACGAAGUCAGCGGCGACGACUGCGAAUACGGAGGUUUCCCCAGUGACCCAAUACGUCGGCUUCGAACUGCAGUUGGCACAAAGAGAGUCGAACGUACCGUUAACCGGUAAGACAUUAGAGGAGUUUGUCAGGAAGUCCACUCUUGCUUCAUUGAAAAAACUAAUCUCCGUCCCCGCCACCCCCCUCGGCAACACCUUCUCCGCUCCUAGUAAAGAGGUGAUCGAGAACUUGAGGGAGUCGGAUAUCGUCGUGUCCGUCAUUUCCGCGAAGGGGAAGAGUGCCGCUGCUGGGGCAUCUGCAACAGAAGUUCCGUUCGUGCUGGAUUCGAAUCCGGUGCCGACGACCACGACGACGACGACAACUGUGAGUACCGCAAGUGGACAACAGCAGACAACUACGGUAACCGCGACCACAACUUCGAAGAUCACGGAGUUCGUCACCGUGCAAAUCCCGUUUACCGGUUUUUCCACUGGCGUUCCUCAGGAUUUGAUGACGGUUAUGACGGAAAAUUCCGGGAAAACGAUCGCAAAGCAGGUGGAAGUGAGACUGAAGCAGGAUUACAAUAUCGAAUUUGAGGAAGAAGCGGAAAUCCCGGCGGAGAAGUUACCGGCGAAGGGCUUGCCCGCUACUCCGGCCGCGGAACCGUCGCUCGGCGGCGGGCUGGUGUUCCUCGAGAGCUCCAUGCAGUUAACCGUGGAGAAUUCUUUGAUUAACGUGCAAGCCGCGGAUUCAAUAACCCCUUUAACGCCAAAACAACUCCAAGACAACCGCGCGAACCGGGAUUUGGUGGAAUCCGCUUUACCGACGAUGCUGCGGGAGGGAAUUCUUACCGGUCUCCAGGAUACAAUCGGGUCGACGAGUGAGCCAGAUCCGCUUUCCGUGUCGUUAGGUGGGUCGGAACUGACGAAAUCCCAAAUCGCAAUCACGAUCUCCCCACCAGCGGAGCCGCCGCAGAAGGAGGAGAAACGGGAGAUCAAGAUCGUGAUCCACGGCGCCUUCCCCCCGGCAGUUUCCGGUAAAAUCCAGAAUGCUCUAACCGUGAAGGAUGCAUCAAAAGCUACAACCGGGGAGGCAACUAGUGGUUUGGAAGCAGUUUCUGCUGUUGUGCCUGAAGUAGAUACUUCCAACGGUGCUGAUGCCGGAUCCAGGUUCCGAACUUUGCUCCUAAAAUCCGUUGACACGCAAGUGAAGAAGGCGAAGGAGUUUGUGGAUAAAGUUUCUGCUACUGGCUACACGGCAACACCCGCGGAAGCGGAAUUGAAGACAAAACUAGCCCCCCUCGUUCAACUCACAACCCCCGCAAUUGCAACCAAGGGGACAGCGAAGCCGGUGUCCACGACCAGGACCUCGCUCAAAUUCGAGUUCGACUUCUCUUCCGAUAGUUCCUCAGCUAUAAUUUCGCAAGAACAGCAGAACCAGGAGGCGCAGCGAAUCUUACUCGAGGCGAAGUCCGAGGGAAAGAUCGUGAUGGAGGCGUUGGUGCAAGCUGCUGUGGCGAAAUCACUGAAGAAAACCGCCGGUCUGGAAAUCACGGGGAGUCACAUUGCGGUGACAUUGGAUAAGUCGAAAUCUUCUUCGGACCCAACGAAGGGUAUCCUGAGUAAAAACGUCCCCACACCAGAGUCAAGAUGGUAAAUCUGCUAGAGAAAUCAACCAGCUUUGGUUGUUUGGCAUGACAAGUUUGUCCCUGAAGUGUAGUCCUGUCUUAGGUAGGUCAGCAGCAUUACAGACCUAGCAUAGCAUUCUGAUUCUAGCAUCACAAAGUCCAAAACACGACUAGACAAUGCUUCUCAUGGUGCUCCGCAUGAGAAACUUAUUUGGCAUGCAGAAUUGCGUGACAGCUCUGGGGUCGGGAUGUUGUUACACGGGAUAAAGGGCGCGAUGGAGUUCAUUGUCGACGUGCCGUAUUCCACUACCGCGGUCACGAAAAUGUUGAGCAACAGCGGCGGCUACCGGAAGAAGCAGUUUUUCGACGAUUUUUCUCAAUCGUUGACUAAUGAGAUUUCCACGAACUUGAACAGUGGAAUCGGCUCCGCAAACCCGAACAACACGGACCCGGUGACCGGUGCGGUGUUGUUCACGCCUUUGACAGUGGACGACGUUUUGGCGACUUCUGCAGCCUCCAGGAAAUCCUACAGUUCCACUGGAUCCGGCGAGCCGAUUGUGAACAGCAAAGCGGCUUUAAACUUCAAACUGAAGGAAAACACCGCGGGGAUGACGACGGAAUCCGCAAAAGCGACGAAGAUGGCGACCACGUCUUUGAAGUUCAAGAUGAUCGCGGAUCCGAGUGGAGCCAAAGGGAAGAUCCCGGACACCGACACCAUCAUCGCUUUGUCCCGCGCAGCGGUCGCUUCGUCUAUUCUGAAACAGCUCGGUAUCACCAUCGCACCGUCGCAAAUCCAGGCGAAAAUCCCGACGAAUCUGCUGAAUAUGGACCCAGCAGUCACGACCGAUGUGGAAGUUUCGCUUUCUGUCGUUCUACCGGCGACGAGAUACAGUGCUGCAGAGCAGGAUAAGGUCUUAACAGCCUUCUCUUCCUCCUCCACCGUCAACGCGGACACAAUUACUGACGCCAACGGAGCUGUUGUCGUGUCUGAAACCCAGGCCCAGAAGUUCGCGAAGAACUUUUUCACGGAGAUGAAAAACUACGGUGUAAAGAACUUCGAGGACCCGGACCCAAAUAACCCGUCUGCCACCCCAGCUGUCUCUGUCCAAACUGCGACCGCGGAGGAAUCCGCUGCGGAGCCGGUCACCGACGCGGAAAAGCUCAUUCCGGAAGAAAAGGUGCCGGGCAACGUCGCGUUCUUCGAAACGACGUUUUCCAUCGUCACCGCCGAUGCGACUACCUACACGCAAACCGCCUUGGAGCAGAUGCUGCGCCCGGCGAUUGCGAAUGCGACGACGAAAACGCUUUUUACCGACACAAUCACCGGAGCCGUGACGAAAACCGUGAAGCCGGAGGAAGUAGCAUUGUCCUUCCUGUACAAUUCCCCGGUGAUUUCCGGGUCAUCAGCCCAGGCCAGGAACUUCCAGGUGACACUGCAGAUCACCGAUGUUGAUACGAAGAAAACCGGAGAGAUUCUUGGUACGAUGUCGGCGGGUAGGAAAGAGAUCUUCAAUGAGAUGGUUUCCGCUUUACCGGAGGAUAUCCAGAACAAGGGAGUUUCUGGAACGCCGGCUGCUGGCUCUGUUGAGGAGAAACUGCUAAAUCUAGAUUUGAUGCAGUUCACCAACCCGAAGGCGCACUACGCCUCGCAAACCCAAGCGACGCUGGAGUUGACGACAGUAGACACUUCGGCAACUUCUAUGACGGACGAGAUCAAAGCUUCUCUAGCGGAGGCGGUGAAGGAGGCGCUGAAAGAUACCGGUGGCCCGGCAUUGCAGAAGGAGCACAUCUACACCCACGUGGUUACUUCAACUUCCACCGGGAAACAUUUGAUCGAAUUUUCCUUCCCGGGGGUUUCGAAGACGGGGGUUACACCUUUGGUUUCGAAUUCUGGGGGUAGUAGCAAUGACAUUUUCACAACUAUUCUCAAG